GGAAGUACUACGUGAUAAUAGUCUAUGUCUAUUAGCUUGACAUCGAGAACGGCAAAACUUGUUACGGAGCAAAUGAGUAUAUAUACAUAUAUAUAUUCAGAUAUUUUCUAUGCCUUUGUUUAGCUUUCGCUCUGAAGCUCUUACGGCAGAUUGGAGGCUUUAUUGCCAUUAAACCCUAAAGUCGCCGGUUUAAGUGUCAGUCUUCAUUCAGAGGGAUACUCUACAGCACCUGUCGCGUCAAGGGCGUAUCCUGACAGCUCCUCUACGUGGACAUUUCGUGUUCAGUCCAUAUCCGGCAGUGCGCAUUAUUGAUACGGAAUGUCUCCUAUCAAGGAUUUUAAAUUGAAAUAUGAAGCUCUCAAUAAGGAAAAUACUUUCACGGCGGGGGAUACAAUCAAAGGGACGCUUACUUUCACGUUGACUGAAGAAAUAAAAAUAAAAUCACUGUACAUGAAGGCUAAAGGAGACGCAAACGUACACUGGAGUGAAGGGCAUGGUGGUCAUCAGAGAUCUUACUCUAAACGUGAGAGAUUUUACAAAGUUAAAGAGUUUCUAGUUCCUGAAAAUGAUGAUGAAACUGUUCUUCCAAAGGGAGACCAUCACUAUAAGUUCAAGCUAAAAAUACCAGAAGGAUACAUCCCACCAUCCUUCAGGGGUUUACAUGGCAAAAUUGUCCAUGUGCUUCAGGCAAAACUGAAAAGGAGUUGGCACAUAUCUACUUCAGAAAAAAAAGAACUGAAUUUUGUGUCUAGAUCUUUUUUACCUUCUGACCAGUCUCCCCAGUCUGGUUCAAUCGAUAAAAAGGUGGGGACGUUCUCCAAAGGUGAAGUUCAUUUGAGUGCAACUGUGAACAAAAGGAUUGUCUCACCAGGGGAAACUGUUCAUGUUACUGCCAAAAUCAGGAACAAAUCUUCCAAGAAAGUACAGAUCAAGUACAGUAUUGAUAAAAAAACUGUGUACCGUGCAUACCGUAAUGCAAAGAUACAUAAUGAAGCUGUGUGCAAAAUUGCUGGAGAGAAUAUUGAUCCUGACUUUGAGGGUGAGUUCUCCUGCUCCAUCACAGUUCCUGCAGAUAUCAAGUUCAGCAUCCAGAACUGUGACAUCAUCAACAUGGAGUACUAUUUGAAGGCAUAUUUGGACAUCAGUUUUGGUAUUGACCCUGAAGUGUCGCUUCCACUCAUCAUUGCUGCUCCAGAUCUCAUUGGCCAUCAUGGUUUCCAAAAUGUCCCUGGGACAAUAGGUGGUCCAAGCUCCAGUGAUUUUCCUCUACCUGUCUCUGGUCCUUAUCCUUCAGGCCCACCAAAUGCAUAUGUAUACCCUCCACCUGGUCCUAAUCAAUAUCCACAUAUCCCUGCUGGAGGAUACUACAAUCCUGUUCCAGGCUACAACAAUCAAGUGCCCCUGCAGCCUCUGCAGCCCCUCCAGCCCCUCCAGCCCCUGCCACCCCUGCCGCCCCUGCCUUAUGGGUAUCCAGGAGCGCCUGUAAUGCCUUGCCCAGGGCAGCCUCCACUCAAUACAAUGAAUGCUCCACAAGACGAGGCACCGCCAUCUUACACGUCUCUCUACCCACCUUCACAAAGUGACAUGGUCAAAAAGACAAAUCUUUAAGUGCUCAUUAUUAAAUAAAUAAUGUACCAAUACAAGUGCAUGCACAGCUUAGUUUCUGCACCCUAAAGUCUUCAACUGACAGGGACCAACUAUGUUACUAUUGUUGUUACUAUUGUUUUUGACUGCUGUUACUUAUCUUGUAUAAAUACCUCUGCACGUAACAUGCACAAUUUUAUAAGGCACUGUCAUCUUUAAUUUAAGUUCUUAAAUAAACAUUUUAACUAACACAA
Molecule: messenger RNA, 1838 nt
Organism: Boleophthalmus pectinirostris (great blue-spotted mudskipper)
Lineage: Eukaryota; Metazoa; Chordata; Actinopteri; Gobiiformes; Gobiidae
Product: arrestin domain-containing protein 3-like
Exons: 7
Coding region: 319-1608 (429 amino acids)
Biological process (GO): protein transport
Cellular component (GO): plasma membrane; cytoplasm
Source: RefSeq, a predicted model, not a curated record